This is a messenger RNA of Ambispora gerdemannii, 1794 nucleotides long. The record is from the annotation of a GenBank genome assembly. NCBI's taxonomy places the organism in Eukaryota, Fungi, Glomeromycota, Glomeromycetes, Archaeosporales, Ambisporaceae.
AUGUCGACACCGAAUCCAGAUACAGAUACAGACACAGAUCCAACUGCCCAUACACCAGCGACUAGUGUGACUCCCUCAUCUACUCUUGCUUCGACCACUUCAGCACUUUCUUCUACUUUAUCCUUUCUAACUUCAAGUGUCUUACCAUUAACAAGUUCCAUUUCACCUCCCAUUUCUAACUCUAAUACAUUUCAGAAGCAGCAGCAACAACAGCCUGCAACACCUACACGUGCACGUCGAAGUACAAUAGCUACCCAUACUGCAAUUCAUUCAGAAAUAGCAGCUACUCGAGGUUCCUCUAGCAGUAUAGAAGAGUCUAGCAAAGCAAAAGAUGUCAAUAAACUCACUGAAGAAAUGUUUGCUAAAGUGGCAAAUUACUUGAAAGCCGAAAUGUUGGCAACCACCGAAGAUUUCAAAUUAUUGGAAGACAUGAAUCAUGUUACACGUGAUCGAUAUAAAGAGAUGUCUAGCAUGGCACAAAAUUUAAUGGUUGAAAUGUCAAAAUUACAAAGAAUUUACAUUGAUUUUGAACCUUAUGUUCAACAAAUUGAUGAAAUUUGCGAGCAAGUUGAUUAUUUGGAAAAAGUGACCAUAGAAUUAGAUGAUUACUCCAAGGAAUUAGCGAGCAUACUGUAUACAUUUAAUAAAAAAUCCCGUGAGAACAAAAGUUCGGCUUUUCAAAUUGACGACGAGAUUAAUGAUUUGUCGAAAGGAAUAGAUAAAUUAAGUUUCGUGAACGCUACUAAUGAACGGCCCUAUUUCUUUUCUGAUUAUUACCAAUAUCAAUAUCUAGCCAAUCAAGCCAAUCAAAUCGAUCCUCUUUCUAAUUACAAUCAACAGAAAGAUUUCAAAGAAAAUGACUCGAAGAAAAAGACUUCCUCGGAUGAAGAUGCACGACAAUAUCCUGCUCUUCCUAGUUCAAAUACAUCCUCAUCGUCAUCAGGAAAAAUGGUGAAGGUUUCCUCUCCGAUGAAAUUAAACUAUGCGAAUGCUUUGGUCUAUGUAAAUACAUCAUCAUCGGCGCAAACUUUUAAAAAAGAGCACAAUAGUACCCUUUCACAUGAGGUAUCCUCGUCGUUAAUUGAGAGUGAAUAUACACAAAACUCGUCGUCAAUUGAGAGUGAAUAUACACGCAAUAUCAAGAAGAUCAUUAAAGAGUUAUUGGUUACCAAUAAAUAUAAAAUUUACGGCAAUUGGGCAUGUUGUGAAGAAGAAUGGCAACAAGAAUACAAUAAGAUAGAACUUGAAAAGUGUGUAAAGAAAACGACAAAAGAUAUGAGGAGCUUUUUCACCAAACGUUGCGAAAAUUGCUCUGCUAAUAAGAUGAUUUCCAGUUUUCGCUUAUACAUUCUGCCACGAAGAAUUCAAAAUGUUCGGAAUGAAAAGCCCGAUGUCGAGAUUAUUUGUCAUUUAAUAUAUGAAAAGUAUUACAGAGUGUUCGGAAAAUGGGAAUGUUCACACUGUAGGAGGUGGUGGAGAAGCGCUUACACUUGGAUAUCACUUGAAAAAUUUAUUGAUUCAGCUUUAGGAAUUGAUUUAAAAGCAAACGAUGAUUUUUACAUGGAAAAAUGCAAUCGUUGUAGCAAAAUGAUCAAGGAUGAGGAUAUAAAGUGCCGUAUUACGGGUUACGAACCUCUUGUAUUGUCGGAGAAUGGAUCUCAACAUAAAAGAGAUUUAUGUUUAAAGUGCAAGAAUAAUCGUCCUUGUCGUGAAACUGGUCAAUACUUUGGCUAUCGUCCGAAACGAAGGCAACAACGUGACAGAUAUACCGAUAAUUAUAUUUUUGAUUGUUGA